UUCUGUCUUCCAAACAAUGAUGGUAUAAGUGGAUAACAUGGACUCUAUCGACGACAGCAAUCCUUUCACCAAGGCCCAGACCGUUCAUCCUGAAGUUCGAGCCUAUGUGUACAGUCUGGUUAACGCACUUGGCGGGAGUAGUACAGACGACGAUGGCCACUACGUCCUCGGUGACGAUGCGCUCGCCUGUCUUCGAGAUCUCAAGCGGUGGUUGAAGCUGUAUGAUGAGAAGAACAACCGACUCGAUGUGGCGAGAUGUCUCGCAGAAGCCAAGCUCGUCGGAGGAGACCUGGUCCCUAUUCUCGCCUCAUGGCCCGAAGACGGCAAGGAGAACAAACUGAAAGCUCGAGUUGCAUUGGCAUGCUUGGAAGUAUUAGUCCCCCUGACAUGGCCACUUGAGACUACAGGAGAAAUGACCGUCAACCAUCACCGACACACGCCAUACAUUCAGCAAGCCCAAGUCAUCUACAAGGCCGCCAUCCUGGGCUGCGAUACUAGCAAUAUCCUGCGUCAGGUAGUGCGAAUUGGCCUGCCCUCGGUAGCCGCGGCGAGAGACGAGAGAACGAGCCGAGACGAAGGCAUCCUCAAGCUUAUGCUCUACUUUUUCCGAAAUAUCGCUGUUAUACAGCAGGUUCCCAACUUGCCCAGCCAAGGUUUAGAUUCAGAAGUCUCCCGAUCAGCGACCAUAGAGGCAUUCAGAGACCAAGAUAUUUUCGCCUUACUUCUGACCAUCUGCUCAAAUAUGGGAGAAGAUUUCAACUUGCAGGACGUUAUUGUGUUGGAUAUAAUCUUCAAUCUGAUUAAAGGUGUCGACCCAAGAAGGUUGUGGAUGACCCAGCAAGAGAGAAAAAGUCAGGGUAUCACUGAUCUAGGAGCUGCUCUGGCCGUGGAAGAAAGCAAGAACCGAGACACGAAGAAGCAUCAAUGGAGCAGACAUGGGCGCUUCGGAACCAUGCUUUGGGUGAAGCGGGAUGGGGAAAAGAUGUCUGCUGUUUCGGGUCAAGACAACCUCCGGAACGAUCAGCAAGCGUUGUUGAACAUGGACAAGUCAAAAAAAUGGAAUAAGCCCCAGCAGAAACGGAGAGACAUCGACCACACAAUCCACGAUUUCGACCGCACUACGCAUCUGACAGAUUCUGCAGCCGAGAAACUCCGGAACUUCGUCGAGGAGUUCCUCGAUUCUGGCUUCAAUCCAUUCUUCACACAUCUCCGCAAAGCCAUUGAGCGAGAAGCAGAACGGUUGCUCGACGUCAACUAUCGCCAGUUCUUCUACGCGGUUGCAUGGUUUCUCGAAGCCGAACGUAUCCGACGUGAGACGCAAAAGAAGGAGGUUAAGCCGGACAAAGUCCGAGAUGAUUUCACUGAUGAGAGCUAUUCAAUUGUUGCGGCCGUGCUCAAUCAAGAAACGUUCAUCAUGCUAAAUCGAUUUAUGCAAGUGUCGUUGGAUAACAAAGAGUGGCAAGACUUGAAUGCUUGCAUGCGUUGCUUCACGCAGGUUUUGCUUACAGUCCAGGAGAUGGCACAGAGUCCCCUGGAAGAGGAUCAAGAAAUCGCAGACAAUAUCCAGAACCGAAUAUUCUACGAGGAAACGACGCAUGAUCGAGUUGUAGAGAUCCUGAAAGGAUACAAGGAUCAAGGUUUUGGCUAUCUCGAUGCCUGCACCGAGCUAGCACACGUCUUUUUACGCAUGCUGGAGAGAUAUUCGAAGGAGAAUGUCGACCUGCAGAUACGCUCUCGACGCCGGGUGAAGAAGAAGCGAAAGGAGGAGAUGAGAAAGACUGCUGAAGGUGGUGACGAUCCUGCUGCAGAUGACGAGGUCUCUGAAAUGGAAGACAUUGCCGAUGUGAUUCAAGUCUCCAAGGAACGAAAGUUCGAUUUCAACCGCUUCGCAGCAAAGUUCUCUACCCAGAACUCAGUCAAUACCUUUGUCUCUCUUACCGCACUGUACCGAGAUCUCAGCCUUGAACAGCUCAAACGUGCCCAUCGAUUCUUCUAUCGAGUGGCGUUCAAGCAGGACCUGGCUGUCCUACUCUACCGCAUCGACAUUAUCGCUCUUUUCAAUAAGAUGAUCACUGGCCCGGAGGCGCUUGAUCGGAAACAUGCGAUGUACAAGGAAUGGUCGGAAUUUGCUCGUCAAGUGUUUAAGAAAAUGUUCAAGAAGAUCGACCAAAGACCGGAGCUGAUAGUGGAAAUGCUAUUCAGCAAAAUCAACUCGACUUUGUACUAUCUUGAAUAUGGCCAAGAGAAACAGACGAUUGCAGCAAGUCGUGCUCCUGCAGAGUUAGAAGUCAGGCCAGCACCCGGAAGAGAUGUGAAAGAGCAGAUCGGUAUUGUUAUUACAGCUCUGUUGAAAGACGGCAAGACAGACCUUGUCCGAUGGGUGAAGACCAUAUUGGGGAACGCCUUCGACGAAAGACAUGGCUGGGAAGCAGAAGCCGAGACACGGAAAGUGGCAAUAAUUGAGGCAGCGCAAAAGGAUGGCGAGGACACCCCUGAAAAUGUGGAUGUUGGUGAACCAUCAUACAUCACAGUACAUCCUUCCUCGGAUGACAUCAAAAUGGCAAUGUUCAAGAACGGAAGAUUGAAAUUGCUAAUGCGCCUUGUUGGCUUUGAAAUGCUCGGAGAUGAAGACGUGCCUGGAGCGAGCUGGAUCAUCCCUGGACAUGUAUCCGCUGGACAGCUUUCAGACCAUAAGGCCACAAUAGAACAGUACGAACAGACGCCAUGGCAGGGAGAGGAUGAGAACGAAGAAGCCGAGGAUAUGAUCCGUCGCGCAAGGAACAAAGAGAGGACAAGUCAAGAUGACGAGGAUGACGCAGCACGCGGCGCUUUCCUUGACGAUUCUGAGGGUGAAGAGGAGUUCCUAUUUCCGGACAAUCCGCGGAAAAAGAAAGCGAAGAACGCCAUUGCUGAGCUCCGGGCAAAGCGCAAAAGAAAGCGAGGCGAGGAUGACGGCGAUGAGGAUGACAUUGACGAAGGACUAGCAGCUGAACGACGAGCAGCGCGAAAAGCAGCUGCAUUGGACAGGCGACGCAAAAUCAAGAGUGAAGCUUACAUCAGGGAUAGUGACGAGGAAUCGGAUGAGGAGAAGGAUCGCCAAUUCUUCGAACGGGAGGAGCAGAUGCGGACGAAGUAUGCGGAGAAGAUUCGAAACGAACUUCGAAACCAGAUCAGUCUGGGUGUGAGUGAGAAGCAAUCCAAACCAGCAAGCAAGAGAGCACAGAAUAAGCGUGUUGCUCCGACCGAUGAAGAGCGAGACGGUGAUGAUGAUCUGCUUAUGACCGACAUCGAUGACCACCACACCGAGACAGCUUCGUCGCAGCAACGGAGGGCAUGGGAUAGCGAGGAGGAGGGAGAGGAUGAUGGCGAUACUCCAAUGUCUUCUCAGAGCGCGAGCGCGAAUGUUGAUCUGACAAUUGAGAAGACGGUCCUCAGGGAGCUUGACCAGCCACGCUCAGCUGUCGAGCCAAGCACAAAAGCUGCUCAAGAGGAGAUAGAGCUCAGAGAUGAGGAUGAAGACGUGAUGCCGACGGCGAGACGGCGGCCUGUGAUCAGAGGGGGUUUUGUUGUGGACAGUGAUGAUGAUGAUGACUGAAUACGAAGGCCCAUUGUGGGGGAUUGUCUAUCGCGUGUGGACAGAUCGAUGGAAAUAGUUGUUUACCUGGUAUUCUGGAUUAGACAUGCCGUUUCUGG
This is a messenger RNA of Cladophialophora immunda, 3693 nucleotides long. RefSeq lists its product as uncharacterized. Gene Ontology annotation, cellular component: replication fork protection complex. Lineage: Eukaryota; Fungi; Ascomycota; Eurotiomycetes; Chaetothyriales; Herpotrichiellaceae. Gene Ontology annotation, molecular function: DNA binding. The coding region runs from base 38 to 3595 and encodes 1185 amino acids. The transcript has 2 exons. Gene Ontology annotation, biological process: DNA repair; DNA replication checkpoint signaling; replication fork arrest. The record is from RefSeq and is a predicted model, not a curated record.